CCUUUCCCGGCGGGCGGGCGGAGGAGAGGGGAUGUUGCUGGUGCUGUCGGAGGAGCAGAAGGCACACCUGGGCUGCCUGCCGGGGGCGGGUGCCGCAGCCGUCGGCGAGCUGGGUCGGCUGGCGGUGGAGCUGCUGCGGCGGGGCGCGGCUCCGCGGGCCUGCGAGGCAGCCGCCAGAAAACUUAACAUUGGUGUUGACACUCUUCAGCAUGGCAUAGAAGGACUAACUUACCUUCUCACUGAAAGCUCCAAGCUUAUGAUUUCAGAGAUCGACUUCCAAGAGUCCAUUCAUGUUCUGGGAUUCUCAGAUGAACUGAACAAACUAUUGCUCCAGCUGUACCUUGAUAACAGGAAGGAGAUCAGAAGCAUUCUCAGUGAGCUGGCACCAAAGCUUCCCAGCUAUCACAGUCUGGAGUGGAGACUGGAUGUGCAGCUUGCAAGCAGAAGUUUGAGACAACAGAUCAAGCCUGCUGUGACUAUGAAGCUACAUCUUAAUGAGUAUGAAGAUCAGACUGCCCAAGUGUUGCAGACCGACCCUGCUACCCUCCUGCACCUAAUUCAGCAGCUGGAACAAGCCUUGGGGGAAAUGAAAACAAACCACUGCAGGAGGAUCGUGCGCAACAUGAAAUAGCAUCGAGUCGUGGCUGUUGUGCUAAUGAGCAGUUUGUGAAACAACUAAAAACAAUGUUCACAAAUAGAUUUUGAGGAAAAAUAAACAUCUGGAUCAGAUGAAAUGCUUCCCUGUGCCAGGAUCUUGAGCAGUAAUUAUAGGCUGAAUGUCCUCCAGUGCUAACUUUACAUGCCUGACCAAUAUGAGAUAGGCAAUUGGUUUUGCUUUACUUGCACAUGUAGAAAUCCAGGAUGCUAUGCUGAGAAUUUCUGUAGCUCAAAAUUAGUAUAGUUCCACUUGAGCUUUCCUACAUUAAGAAAAGCUGUCUCAAUAUUUUAUGAAACUGCAUGUUUAUUUUUACAUUUAUCAAGUACUUUUUUCACUUUGUUUUGGAUUCUGCCAGCUCAGAGGCUAAGUGUGACAGUGCUUUUAUACCCUUUUUAUAGUCAAAUAAAGCAUCAUCAAACCUAACAAUUCCAUACCAAUGGAACCAGCUGUAACCCCUGCUAGGCAGUCUCAUGCUUUCUGCAGGGAGCAGUCACCAUAGAAAACACAGUGGCCUAAACAGGAGUUAGCAUGCUGAUUAUUUGUGUAUGUAAAGGUGAUCUGAAAAACUGAGAACUGUGGGGCUAGGAGGCAGAUUAAGAAUAGUGUUAACUUCUGCUAAAUCUGACUUUCAUCAUGUGAUGCUAGAAUCUUUGUUCCCCUGUUUGGACUGUGUGCUCAUAAGGGAAAGACUAGCUGAGUGUUGCAGCAUAAAUGAUGCUUUUCCAUCAAAAACGUCUC
Calypte anna (Anna's hummingbird) is the source of this 1396-nucleotide messenger RNA. RefSeq names its product COMM domain containing 2 (gene COMMD2). Lineage: Eukaryota; Metazoa; Chordata; Aves; Apodiformes; Trochilidae. The record is from RefSeq and is a predicted model, not a curated record. The transcript has 5 exons. The coding region runs from base 32 to 631 and encodes 199 amino acids.